Molecule: messenger RNA, 2926 nt
Organism: Calidris pugnax (ruff)
Lineage: Eukaryota; Metazoa; Chordata; Aves; Charadriiformes; Scolopacidae
Gene: HACD4
Product: 3-hydroxyacyl-CoA dehydratase 4
Exons: 7
Coding region: 486-1055 (189 amino acids)
Biological process (GO): sphingolipid biosynthetic process; fatty acid elongation; very long-chain fatty acid biosynthetic process
Cellular component (GO): endoplasmic reticulum membrane
Molecular function (GO): 3-hydroxyacyl-CoA dehydratase activity
Source: RefSeq, a predicted model, not a curated record
GGUGAUCUCCUAGCAAACAGCUGUUGCAGCUGUAGAGAGGAAAAAGGAGGAAGAUCGGGAGCAGCAGCAGCAGCCCGAUCCCUGCAACAGGUUUGGAGCCCAGAGAGGAAGUAGAUAAGAGUUUAAGCGAGGUUGAUCCUGAAUAUGAUAAAUGCCUCCCUAGCAUUUCGGUGUAUUGGGUAUGAAAUCAGCCACAGUAAGUAACGUGGAACUGACAACUGAAACAACAGAGGGCAAGCCAGCCCAGCCUUUGAGAUCUCUCUGCUGCAAGACCCACGUCUGCUUCUUUCUCCUGUCAUCAGAGCAGGCAGAGUACUGAAAUGUGCAGUGCUCCCCCAUUCCUUGUAAAUGAAAGCAACUUGAAGGUGUAAAAGCACAACACACGGAAAGGACUAAAUGCAGCAGCAAGUCCGUUUCACAAAGCAGGCACCAUGGAGGCUAAGUGAGAUUCGUUGGCUGACACAUUUUACUCCAUAGGGCUUGUAAUGCGCCUUUGCCAGUUGUUAUCGAUAUUGGAGAUCCUACACAUCCUCAUUGGCAUUGAUAAAAGCCGUCUGUUCCCCAGGUUUUUGCAGAUCACUGAGAGAAUAGUUGUUUUAUUUGUCGUGAUCAACAGUCAGGAAGAAGUUCAAGGGAAAUACAUUGUGUGUGUUUUAUUUUUCCUUUGGAAUUUGCUAGAUGUGGUCAGGUACACUUAUAACAUGUUGGCAAGGACAGGAAUAUACUACCUACCACUGACAUGGCUCAACUUCUCACUGUGCAUCCCGCUCUAUCCCCUUUCUGUUCUGGCUAAAGCAUUUGCAAUUUAUGUAUCACUGCCUUAUUUUGAAUCCUUUGGCACAUACUCCAUCAAGCUACCAUUUCCAUUCGCCUUCUCAAUCUACUUCCCCUACGUUUUGAAAAUGUACCUGCUAGUGCUGUUUACAGGUAAGUGUCUCGUCCUCCUGAAAGCUGGGUCUCAACACAACUGGGAUGCCUGUGGCAGCAACAAUUCAGAUCAGUGUCGCUCCUUCCACAAACGGUAUGUGCUUUAUCAUCCAGAACCUCUUCUCUGAAAGGAAAGCCCACCUAGGGACAAGCAACAUCAAAAUGAAAAGAAGCUAAGUUGAUAUUUUGUUUGGAAAAAAGAAAUAUAUAUUCCCAGUGGACUGCUGCACAUCAUAGGUUAAAAAGAAUUUAGACAAUGAUUUUUCAAUGCAAAACUCCUGUUUGCACGUACAUUUUCUGGCCGUGUAGAAUUUUCAGAAAAGGCAGAUCUCUUCAACACACCUCAAAAAUGGAGCAGUUCAAAAUAACUAGUUACUUUUUAAAGUUAUGACUUCAAAUGGCAGGAGUUUUAAUGAAUAUAUUUUUUCUAACGUAUAUUACAGAAAUCUCAAAAAAAAAUUGAAGAGUGCCUGCACUCACAAUCACACCAACAACACUUACUUUGGUUUCAAUUCUUGCCUCAUUAGCAACAGAUAUUCUGUAAUGACAAUAACACAAUCUAUAAGAUUAUUUUAUAUUAGGCAGCAUGUAUGUGCCCUGUAUAUAUAUAUAUAUGCUAAAUGGGCUAGAACUGGAAUCUCUCCAGGAGGAGACGGAGCAGAAGCUGGAAACUUUGCAACCUAUGAGAUCCACAUGCUGAUUAGCCCCAGGCAUUCACAAAGGAUCCUUCAAAUUCUGGCCCAACCUUCACUUCUCCAAACAAGAUUCCAGAAAGUGCAGCUAAACCACAAAGGCAGGUAAUCAUCCACUACGUACUCAAGGGGAUAUUUAAGGGUCAGAAGUUAAAACUUAUGACCAUGUGUCUGGCAGACAUGAAGAAUCACUUUCAUCACAAUGAUUUUCUUCCAUGCUGAACAGCAGACAGACAAGCAAAUGAAGUGCAAUGUCAUUACACAGUCAAGCCAAAUACACUCUGUUCUUUCAAGGGAAGUGAAUGACUAUUAAAAGCCAUGUGCAAAAUUCUAGCCAUUUUACUCACGUGCGUCGCUCCUCCUGCUUCUGUAGGACUAUCUGUGACAAUGCAACUAGAACCUGGUCUCUUCAAAAGGCUGAGAAUGGAGAAUCAGGACAGCAACCCAGUGGCUUGUACAGACCAAAGUGGACAAGUAACUGCCUAGAGGCCCGUCAGAUGUUUCAUCCAUAUUGAUUAUGACCUACAUUUGAAUUCAAGCAGGUGGGGGAGAAAAGUGCAGCUAUUUUUUUGGGCUUGACUGAAAACCGGGGGAGGGGGGACAGAGAAUAGUUGGAGAGAAGAUAGUAUUUCAAGGGAAAACAAACACUAUUGUGAUAGGAAGAAGUGAGGCUGGCCUUGAUGAACUCAGUUGUUAAGAGAGGUCACCUACUAUCAUUUUUGUUAAUUUAAUAUACAUGGCAGACAAUACCUGCAGACUAUUGUGACCACUGGAGUGUUUGCAAAACCGUAAGCAUCAAGGUCAUAUAUACAAUAGUACAGGGUCAACCAUGGUUUGUUUGGGUUUGGUUUUUUUUUGAAAGCACUGCAAACAGAGGUAGGAAUUUGGAACAUUACAGAAACAGAAGCACUCCCACUUUGGACUUCCAUCUGACCCAAACUGAUUCAAGUGUGGACAACGUGAAGAAAUGUAUAGAGCAGCUGAAUAGGAUGGCAGCUUUGAAAAAUAAGAGCUAGAAGAACACUUCACAUCAAGCCGCUAUAUAACACACUAAAGGUGAAACAUGGACAUUUUUCCCUCUGGAAAUGCAAUCUAAUCUGUUUGUCAUCAAACUGCCUGGAGUUAACAUACCCUGCAGGAAGAAACAUGACAGACGAUAAAGUAUUGGGUCUAUGUGGCUAUGCAGCAGCUGUGAGAAAGAAGAAUAUGAAAAAUGUGAGAGAAACAGCUCUGCAGACACCAAGUUCAGUGGGGAAAGAGAAGAGGAGGUACUCCAAACACUGCAGCAGAUUCUCCUGCAGCACAUG